ACUGAAGUUGAAUAUAAAAUUUUCUUUAAUUCAUCCUUUUUUCAGAAGAUGGGAAAUUCUUAUGCCGGACAGCUGAAGACCACCCGUUUUGAAGAAGUCUUACAUAAUUCCAUUGAGGCCUCACUGCGGUCCAACAACUUGGUUCCCAGGCCAAUUUUUUCUCAGUUAUAUUUGGAAGCUGAGCAACAGCUUUCAUCCCUAGAAGCAGGCAGCCGGGGAGACAAUGAGGAAGAAGAAGAAGAAGAAGAGGAAGGAUUGGAGUCAAAUAGUCCCCUUAAUUCCUAUCAGAUGCACCCUCCUCCUGAAGGAUGCUGUACCACAGAUGGCUUUUGUCAAGCUGGAAAAGACUUGCGGCUCAUAUCCAUUUCUAAUGAACCAAUUGAGGUACCUUCAGGUUUUCUCCUUGUUGGGGCAAAGUCACCCAAUCUGCCAGAUCACCUUCUAGUUUGUGCUGUUGAUAAAAGAUUCUUACCAGAUGAUAAUGGACACAAUGCUCUCCUGGGUUUCUCCGGGAAUUGCGUUGGCUGUGGAAAGAAAGGAUUCUGUUACUUCACUGAAUUUUCCAAUCACAUCAAUCUUAAAUUGACCACCCAGCCAAAGAAACAGAAACACUUAAAGUAUUAUCUGGUUCGGAAUGCUCACGGGACUCUCAUGAAAGGCCCUUUAAUCUGCUGGAGGGGCUCCGAGCUCCGGAGCAGGCAGACAUCCUCAAGCACUUGUUCUAAUUCACUGUUCCAAGCUCCAGAGAGUUCAGUGCCCCCAGCUGCCUUCACAAGUGAGCCAGUUCUAGUAGCAAAUCCAAGUGUUCUGAUGGGAACUCAACUGACAGGCACUACAUCUGAUCAUCCUCUUCAAAUGUCAGCAAUGAGUCCAGCUGUUUUCAAUGGGAAAGAUUCACCCAAGCAUCAACAGUUAGUGAAAAACAAUUUGUCAGUCCCAACAAGACCCUCGGUAUUAGGCACUUUAACUAACUCGGGCCCUCCCAAGAAACGCCACAAAGGAUGGUCUCCUGAGUCUCCAUCAGUGAUAGACCCCUGCUACACACAGACAGGUACACACAGGAUGAAAAAUGACAAUGCAGGAGUGCCCUGUCUGCCUCAGACAGGUUUGUUGGGACCAGCCACAAUCUCGUCUCCUGUGGUAGCUGCUGGAGAGCCUGUUUCUGUUCCUGAUAACUUACUGAAAAUAUGCAAGGCCAAGCCUGUUAUAUUUAAAGGUCACGGGAACUUCCCCUACCUCUGUGGCAACCUUAGUGAUGUCAUAGUUAGUUCCCUUUUGUACACGUGCUACCAGAAUUCUCAGUCGAUAUCUCGAGCUUAUGAACAAUAUGGUGCAUCUACGAUACAGCCCAUAUCAGAGGAAAUGCAGCUUUUAUUGACAGUCUAUUAUCUUGUUCAGCUCGCUUCAGACCAGGUUCCUCUAAUUGAAGAUCUGGAGCAGAUAUUUAUGCGUUCCUGGAGAGAAUCCCAUUUGUCAGAGAUCCGUCAGUAUCAACAAGCUACACCGCAGCCCUUCCCUCAAGUUCCUAGUCACAUUGCCCCAGUGACAUCUGCCCAACUUCCAUGGCUGGCUGGCUUGGCAGCCAGUUCUUGCAAUGACAGUGUUCAUAUCAUUGAAUGUAGUUACUCCUUGGCAGAGGGACUUUCAGAGAUGUUCAAGUUACUUAUUGAAGGGAAACUUGUGAAAACUAACUACGUUGUGAUUAUAUGUGCAUGUAGGAAUACACCAAUUGACUCCUGUAUUGCAGUUACAGGAAAGUAUCAGGCCCGAAUUCUCUCUGAAAGCCUACUCAGCCCAACAGAGUAUCAGAAAGAAGUAAAUUAUGAGCUUAUGACUGGAAAAGUGGAAUCUUUAGGUGCCUUUUUUAGCACUCUUUGCCCAGAGGGUGACAUUGAUAUUUUGCUGGACAAGUUUUAUCAAGAAAACCAAAAUCACAUUUCUUCUUCACUUAAUACUUCAAUAAAUAAACCAGCAGCCCUGGAUGCCAGUGGGACUCCUUUGUGUACAAACUAUGGUCUUGAGCGGCACCAGAUACGUCCCUUGCAGUUAGCUGUGGCCCAGAAGCUCCUCUCCCAUGUGUGUUCCAUUGCUGACUCCAGCACUCAGAAUCUGGAUUUGGGCUCCUUUGAAAAAGUGGAUUUUCUGAUCUGUGUACCACCUUCAGAAGUGACUUAUCAACAGACAUUGUUUCAUCUCUGGCAUUCAGGAGUUUUGCUAGAGCUUGGCUUGGAAAAGGAGCAUGUGACUAAGCAGAGGCUAGAGCAGUAUGUAAUGAAGCUAGAUGCAGAGGCCCAGACCAAAUUUAAGGUUUUUCUGCAAAAUUCUCUUCAGAAUCCUCACACAUUGUUUGUCCUAAUCCAUGACCAUGCACACUGGGAUCUUGUGAGCAGUGCUGUUCAUAAUCUCUAUCCUCAAACUGAGCCAUCAGUAGGACUUGUUGAUCGACUACUCAACUGCAGAGAGGUGAAGGAGGCACCCAACAUUGUGACACUCCAUGUGACCUCCUUCCCAUAUGCUUUACAGACUCAGCACACCCUGAUCAGUCCUUACAAUGAGAUCCACUGGCCUGCUUCCUACAGUAAUGGAAUGGACUUAUAUCAGGAAAACAAAAAAUAUUUUGGACUCUCAGAAUUUAUCGAAUCUACUCUUUCUGGACACAGCCUCCCUUUGCUCCGAUAUGAUAGCUCUUUUGAAGCAAUGGUCAUGGCAUUAGGAAAAAGGUUUCCCAGGUUGCAUAGUGCAGUAAUAAGGACAUUUGUCCUUGUGCAGCAUUAUUCUGCAGCAAUGAUGGCCGUCAGUGGCCUAUCACAGAUGAAGAACUACACAUCUGUGGAGACUCUGGAGAUUACCCAGAACCUCAUUAACUCCUCUAAGCAAUGUGCCUGUGGGCAUGGGCUCAUGGUGGUGCUCCGUAUCCCUUGCAUUCCUCUGGCUGCUGUGGCCUAUGAGCGGCUCUAUCAUGUGAGGGAAAGACUAUCCCUAGAAGAGCAUUUUGAGAUCAUCUUGGGAAACCCCAAUUCUGCCAUCACCAUUGGGAAACAUUUUGUGGAACAACUAAAGACAUGGCAGAAAAUUGAAGAUGCAGAAUGGAGGCCUCAGACUUACCUCGAGUUAGAGGGGCUGCCUUGCAUAUUAAUAUUUAGUGGAAUGGAUCCUCAUGGAGAAUCCUUGCCAAGGUCUUUAAGGUACUGUGACCUGCGUUUAAUAAACUCAUCCUCCUUGGUGAGAACAACCUUAGAGCAAGAGCUUGGCUUGGCUGCCUAUUUUGUGAGCUCUGAAGUCCCCAUGGAGAAAGUGACCGUAGGUGAGGUCUUGGAAAGUGACCCGGAGAAGCUGAGCAGUACAGAUAAUGAAGAUGAAGAGAUAGUGACCGAAGGUUCUGUGUCAGAGAAGAGAAGUCCUGUCAAAAGGGAGAGAUCAUGCUCCCAUGAUUCUGUAUCUUCAUCUCUGUCCUCAAAAGCUUCAAGUAUGGCCUUUUGCAACGAGUCAUCUCCACCAGUGAUGGCAUUGGGUGAGAGGGCCAGAUCCCCACAACCUUCCCUCAACAGUGUGAUGGAAGAAGGUGUAGCUACCUGUGAGAAGCAGAGGCAGAAAGUAAGUCACAGUGCUCAGACCACCACUAUCAGGCACUGCCCUGGGCCAGGAGAGCAAGACAUGUGUCUGAAUCCAAAACCCAAACUUAAAAGUGUCCAGGUUUCAGUCACCUCCUCAUCUUCACCAUAUUCUUCCUCUUCCUCUUCUUCUUCUUCUGCACCGACUUCAAAUGCUUUCAUCUUGCAGAACUCCCAGUGCUCCAUGACCAAAGGAUUGAAGCAACCCCCUGUAGUUUUCCUGCCCAAGUUGGUGUAUGACAUGGUUACUUCCACAGACAGCAGCGGCCUUCCUAAGGCAUCUUCCCUCCUGCCCUACCAUUCAGUCAUGUGGGCCAGUUCUUUCCGUCCUCUCUUAAGUAAGAUGAUGACCUGCACAGAACAGUCUCUCUAUUACCGCCAGUGGACUAUCCCCAAACCAAGCCACAUGGACUACAAUAAUAGAAAUGAGGGCAGAAUGGACAACUUUCACCCCAGGAGACUGCUAUUGAGUGGACCCCCUCAGAUAGGAAAGACGGGCGCCUAUCUUCAGUUCCUCAGCAUCUUGUCUAGGAUGCUCAUCCGUCUGACAGAGGUUGAUGUCUAUGAUGAAGAAGAGAUCAACAUCAACUUAAGAGAAGAAUCAGGAGGGCAUUAUCCUCAGCACAGUGAUGCCUGGCCUGACUUAGAGACCUUUAAGAAAAUGCCUUUUGACUACAUUAUUCAUGAUCCUAAGUAUGAUGAUGCCAGUCUGAUUUGUUCACGCCACCAGAAUGUAAAGGGUGAAGACAAAUCAGCAACCAGGAAACAUGAGGAUUUGUAUAUACGGCGGCAGACGACACGAAUGAGAUUGUCCAAAUAUGCAGCCUAUAACACUUAUCAUCAUUGUGAGCAGUGCCAUCACUAUCUGGGCUUUAAUCCACGGUACCAGCUGUAUGAGUCCACCCUGCACGCCUUUGCCUUCUCUUACUCCAUGCUAGGAGAGGAAAUCCAGCUUCAUUUUAUCAUUCCUAAAUCAAAGGAGCACCAUUUUGUCUUCAGCCAACCUGGAGGCCAAUUGGAAAGUAUGAGGUUACCACUAGUCACUGAUAAGAACCAAGAAUUUAUAAAAAGUCCUACUUUCACUCCGACUACGGGUCGUCAUGAACAUGGGCUCUUUAACUUAUAUCAUGCAAUGGAUGGUGCUAAUCAUUUGCACGUGUUAGUUGUCAAAGAAUAUGAAAUGGCAAUAUAUAAGAAGUAUUGGCCCAACCACAUUAUGCUCGUUCUCCCAAGUAUCUUCAACAGUGCAGGAGUUGGUGCUGCCCAUUUUCUAAUAAAGGAGCUAUCCUACCAUAACCUAGAACUGGAACGGAACAGGCAAGAGGAAUUGGGCAUAAAACCUCAAGAUAUCUGGCCUUUCAUUGUCAUUUCAGAUGACUCCUGUGUUAUGUGGAAUAUGGUGGAUGUUGAUAAUGGAGGAGAAAGGCGGAGUGAAUACACCUGGUCUGAAAGGAAUGUUUCUUUGAAACACAUUCUGCAGCACAUUGAAGCAUCCCCUAAUGUCACUCAUUAUGCUCUAAUUGGGAUGAGGAAAUGGUCGAGUAAAACUCGGAGUGGAGACAUCCAGGAACCUUUCUCCCGCUGUCAUGUCCAUGACUUUAUCAUCCUCAAUGUGGAUCUGACACAGAAUGUACAGUAUAACCAGAAUCGAUUCACAUGUGAUGAUGUUGAUUUCAACCUGCGAGUGCACAGUGCUGGUCUCCUUUUGUGCCGAUUUAAUCGCUUCAGUGUCAUGAAAAAACAAAUUGCUGUUGGUGGCCAUAGGUCCUUCCACAUUAAAUCCAAGGUGUCUGAUAAUCCAGUGUCCAUUGCACCUUCCCAGUACAUCUGUGCUCCGGAUAGCAAGCACACUUUCCUUGCAGCUCCAGCCCAGCUUCUACUUGAAAAAUUCCUGCAGUAUCACAGCCAUCGUUUCUUCCCUCUGUCAUUGAAGAAUUAUGGACACCCUGUGCUGUCGGUUGAUUGUUACCUUAAUCUUGGACCUCAGGUUGCUGUUUGUUAUGUGAGUUCCAGGCCUCAUUCUUUAAACAUCAGCUGCUCAGACCUGCUGUUUAGUGGACUCCUACUAUACCUCUGUGACUCCUUUGUGGUUGCAAGCUUUUUGAAAAAGUUUCAUUUUCUGAAAGGUGCCACUUUGUGCGUCAUCUGUCAGGACCGUAACUCACUCCGUCAGACAGUUGUACGACUGGAGUUGGAAGAUGAGUGGCAGUUCAGGCUUCGGGAUGAGUUCCAGACAGCCAAUGCUAAGGAAGACAGACCACUUUUCUUCUUGACUGGGCGGCACAUUUGAAAGAAACAGCAGCCUUGUUUUCUGAAAGAGCAGAUACUUCAGAGAACCCUCCAGCCCCCCACCAAGGAUAGUGAAACUAUAAUGCUUCAGAACUACAAUAGUUCAGUGAUUUGUCCUUGGUCACAUUAGUAAGUUAGAGAUGGAGCUGGAAAAUCAAUUCUUCAGAAUGCCUAUUUCUUUGGGAAGUUUUCUGCAAAGGCAAGAUCACCAUCAACAAAUAGCCAUACUGAUAGAUCUGCAAAAAGAGCUUCAGAGCUGGAAAGGAUCUUUUGAGAUCAAGUCCUUACUCCUCAUUUUUAUAGGGAGAUAAACUGAGGCCCAGAGAAUAAAAGUUUAUGGAGAAGCCAGGGAUAUAUGACCCAGGGUUUUGGACUCUUGUUCCCUGGUGCCCUUUUAAUCACAAAAUAUUGCUGAGGCUUCUGGGACAUUUUUGAAUCAUUUUUUUUUUAAAGAACAAAGUUUUGACAUUUCACUAUAUAUUAUCUAUAGACUUCAUGACAGAAAUUAUGGUUACUUUUAGAUGACAUUGGACAUUCUUGGACAUUUGUUGAAGUGAAAACAUCUUUACAUAGGUAGAAAUACCAGCUAUGAAGUAUUUUUUUCUUCCCGUGUUCCCAUUUUGGAAAUAUUUAGAAACAGUGUUGAAAAAUCAUAAAUCUUAGAGAUAUUAUAUACAUCUGAAAAUGAAGUCAUUGGAAUAAAAAUUUUACAAUCUUAGAAUCUUGGUAAUAACUGGAAUUUGCUCUUGUGUAGAUCAAUUGAUUCAUUGAUUGAUCAACAAGUUUUUAUUAAGAGCUUUCUAUGUACCAGGUACUGUACUAAGCACUGAAGAUACAAAAAAAGACAAAACCAUGUUCUUUGCCUUCAAAGAACUCAAAUUCUAAAUAGACAACAUGCAAACAACUAUAUAAAUAUUAGACAAAUACACUAUAAAUGGGAGAUAAUUUCAGAGGGAAGGCAUUGGCAAUGGGGAUAGGAGAGGAAAAAGGAUAAUACUAGAUUGUCUAAAUUUUUCAUACUUUAGAAAUAAAAUCAAGAUGCCAAAUUAGUCACUUAAUGAUUAAGUACAUUUGAACACAUGAUUUAAUUUCUUUUAAAAAUAUUUAUAUUAAUAGCUUUUCAUUUUUUAUGUCAAUCAUUUCUCAAUAUACCCCCUUCCAUUGAAUUCUUCCUUUUAACAAAGAAAAAAAAUUAUGUAAAACCAAUGGACAAAAUCAGAUAGUAGAUUAUACCUUUUUUUUGUUGCUUCUGUGGUCCCCUACCUCUCUGCUGAGAUUAGAGAAAAGAGUUUUAGCAUCUGUCAUGUGGUUUAAUUUCCUAACAAAGCUCUAUACUGUGGUUGGCAUUUGGUUUCUGUAUGAGAGCAACUUAGAGGACUAUCUAUUGCCAAGAAUGAAAAUAAAAAGACAUGUCCUUAGAUACUCAUAAAUAUAAUGUGUGGUAGGAAGGAAAUCAUAUGGUGUCUUCCAAAACAAAAAUUGACUCACAGAGAAGUGAGAAGGGAAUUGUCUAGUGAAAAAAAACACAACCCAAAGAACCUGUGACCAUUUGCUUAUUACUAAAAAUUUAUUUUCAAAUUCUUCAUUAAGUCUUGACUUUGCUGACAGGUAAAGUAUACCGCUUGAAAUAUUUGUAUAAAUUAAGGACUUCCAGUUAGGGAGAAAAAGGACCAAAGGAUUUCAGAAGAGACUAACAUUUGAGAAAACAUCUGAGUCAAAAGGCAUUUUUCCAGAUAUCUACUUUUAAGAAGGCACUGAAACACACUAAUGGUGAUAACUUUUUGCCUGGCUUGGACUUGAAGACAUUGCACAAGAAAUAAUAGAACCAGAAGAAAUAUCUUUGAAAGAUGGUGCCAAAGAUUGUGUGUUGAUGUUUCAUUUUUCCCUUAAGAAAAAAAGCCCCUGAAACUUGUGAUUUUGGCAGAUUUGGGUUGAUGUUUACAAAAUUAUUAGCAAAUGGUAAUCUUGUAUAUUUCACUAUUCCUAUUUUGGAAUGAAACUUUACUUUCUGUAGUUUUUUAUUUUGUAAAUAAUAUCUACUGUGCAGCUUCCUCUUACAUUGUAUUAGUUAAUUUAAAACUUUCAAAAGGUCUUAAUAUUCAUGUUGGCUUCGUUCUUUAUAAAUAAAACUUGCAAUGCA
Messenger RNA from Antechinus flavipes (yellow-footed antechinus), 8040 nucleotides. It is a transcript of the gene GREB1, whose product is annotated as growth regulating estrogen receptor binding 1. Gene Ontology annotation, biological process: multicellular organism development. Lineage: Eukaryota; Metazoa; Chordata; Mammalia; Dasyuromorphia; Dasyuridae. The transcript is spliced from 32 exons. Bases 49 to 5901 code for a protein of 1950 amino acids. The record is from RefSeq and is a predicted model, not a curated record.